AGCUCGAGUGCACACACACAUACUUCCUUGCUGUGUGUGCUCUGCUUUCCAGGACCUACCAUAGGCGGUAGAACACCUGGACAAGGCCCAGGCAGCUAGGGGCAGCUGCCGAACCUGCACUGCUCCCACACCUGCCAGAGUGUGCCCUGGGCCCAGCUCCCGCAGUGCCUGAACUACUUUGUUUUCUGCUGCUGCACAGGAGAGCACACUCCUUUGGCCUCUGCUUCCCAGGAAGACGGCACUCACGAUUCUGGAUUUGCGCUGGUGCCCCCAUUUCUUCCCCAGGAUGGGCCUCGCAACAACUGGCUUCAGCACAGGCUCUGCCUUGCUCCAGGUGCAGGAAGGAGGAUAAAACAGGGCUAUAAGGCAGGCUCACCUGGACAGGUCCUAUGGGCCUCUCCCAACAUCGACCCCUCCAAGCAUCUCCUCUGCCUGGCUGGAGCCUCCUGCGCCACCACCAAGAAUGAGUGGCGAUGUCCUCUAGGCUUCCCUAGCAGCGCCUCAGCUCUCCCUUGGUGCAUAGCAGCUGACUGGGACUUGGGGUUUCUCAGACAGGUGGCAACACCGGCGGUCAGCAAUGACUGUCCAGAGACUCGUUGCUGUGGCUGUGCUGGUGGCCCUGGUCUCACUCAUCCUCAACAACGCAGCGGCCUUCACCCCCAACUGGGUAUACCAGAUGCUAGAGGAUGGGCGCAAACGCAGCGUGGGGCUCUGGAGGUCCUGCUGGCUGCCAGACUGGGGCCGGGCAGGGCCUGGCCCUGGGGCCAAAGCUGGCCAGGUGGACAUCCAAGACUGUGAGGCGCUGGGCUGGGGCUCUGAGUUGGCUGGCUUCCAGGAGUCCCGGGGCACUGUCAAACUGCAGUUCGACAUGAUGAGAGCCUGUAACCUGGUUGCCACAGCAGCGCUUGCCGCAGGCCAGCUCACCUUCAUACUGGGGCUCACAGGCCUGCCCUUGCUGUCGCCUGAUGUCCAGUGCUGGGAGGAGGCCAUGGCUGCUGCAUUCCAGCUGGCAAGUUUUGUCUUGGUCAUUGGGCUGGUGACUUUCUACAGAAUCGGCCCAUAUACUAACCUGUCCUGGUCUUGCUACCUGAACAUUGGUGCCUGCCUUCUGGCCACCCUGGCAGCAGCCAUGCUCAUCUGGAACAUUCUUCACAGGAGAGAGGACUGCAUGGCACCGAGGGUGAUUGUCAUCAGCCGCUCCCUCACAGCGCGGUUCCGCCGUGGGCUGGACAAUGACUAUGUGGAGUCACCGUGCUGAGCUGCCCUCCUCCAGGCUCUCUGUGAAGAUCCAUUAUCACAGAAGGUCCUAGAAACUGAUGGUUUCUUCCAAGUCACUGUCAUUGUGCAGAGGCACAUGCUAAGCCCAUAUGUGUACACAUAUGUAUGAUACACAUGUACCUUUACUGUUACAUAUAAGUAUAUAUAUAUGUGUGUGUGUAUAAUAUGUCUAUACCUGAUGUGGUCAGCACACGUGGCUUCAUGUGUAUGCUGAAGGGUGGAGACCAGACUCUGAGACUUGGAGUGAGAGUGCGUGGCUGCCAGGCUCUCCUCUGUGGUUGGGAUUAAUUUAUUCUGCAUCUGCUGGGAGGGGCAUCCCUGGUCAUAGUUUACUUGGGUAAAGCAGAAAACCCAAGAAGAUUUUCUUGAAAUAGCCAUGAUAUAACUUGAGUAAGAAUCAUAACCAGAGAGUAAUGGUUUUAUGAUGAAAGCAUGUUCAUAGUGUACGUCUUACUCCCAACUAUUUUUCUUUUUCUAAGUUAAAAUAAAUACAAAUCUCUUAACUC
Molecule: messenger RNA, 1784 nt
Organism: Otolemur garnettii (small-eared galago)
Lineage: Eukaryota; Metazoa; Chordata; Mammalia; Primates; Galagidae
Gene: TMEM204
Product: transmembrane protein 204
Exons: 3
Coding region: 578-1258 (226 amino acids)
Source: RefSeq, a predicted model, not a curated record